This is a messenger RNA of Camellia sinensis, 1307 nucleotides long. The record is from RefSeq and is a predicted model, not a curated record. NCBI's taxonomy places the organism in Eukaryota, Viridiplantae, Streptophyta, Magnoliopsida, Ericales, Theaceae.
GGCUAAACACCCCCUAACCUAUUACAUAAUCAAAUCUCAAACGGACCUGAUUCACACCUCCCAAAACAUCUCAUUUCAUUCAUCUGUUUCGUCCCCUGUUGGUCUUCUUCCUUACCUUGCCGAUCGGCGCCACCGCGCUACUAGCCUUGCUGUCACCGCCGUUAGACUUUCCGGCGUUGGUUCUCUACUCGCCGCUAGUGCUCAUCGCUUGUCGCCACUAAUCUCCACUCGCCGCCACUGCUCUUCGUUCGUCGUCGCUAGUCUCCACUCGCCUUCGGUGUAGAGGAGAAGACGAAGAGAGAGGGAGAGAUGCAGCAGAGGAAACCUACAAUUGGAAAUGGGAGGCCAUCCGGAACGGACGGUUCUGAUUUCUCCUAUCGUAUGGUCGUCGACUCAAGGUAUACAAAGGUAGCAAAAGGGAAGUCUCGUCUCUCCUCACUCAUCUUCAUUCAGGUGAUUGUUCAAUUGGUAGGACUGCUGAACUUCUUGCUAUCAAUACUGAAGGAGGAGAGUCUUGACACGCUUGCUGUUUCAUCCAUUGUUAUCAGUUUUCUUUCCCUCUUAAUAGGAGAAUUAGGCCGAAGACGCAGCAGAGUGAACUUUUUGAAGUUUUUCAUGUUUGCAUCAUCUAUGGCAGUAUUGAUCUCAAUUGCUGGUGCUGCUAGGAGUAAUGUCUUGGUUGAGAUGUUUUGUAGGGUUCUAAACCAAAUAAAGCAUUUGAGGAUGCUUUGGUCAUCUGACAACUUGGUUUGGUUUGGUUAUCCAAGAUACAAGUCAGUGGGAAGUAAACAAAUUUGAACUUGUCAAGAUUGCAGGUGCUCCUCUACUUGGAUUACUGGUACAGAUAUUUGCGAUCAGUACAACGAUUUCUCUUAUUCAGAACAUGUCUCCUCCUAAGAGAGCUUCUUGAUGGCUUUUUGUAGUUAACAUUAGUUCACAUGUCUUGGUGGCUAUAGAAGCAACUCUCUUUUGCUUCUUCAUGUAUCCAGUGUUUCUCGUCAUUCUGUUCCCCUUUUUUGCAAAGCAAAUUUUGGAAAAUUGUGAUGACUGUUCAAUGCUUCCAUUAUAGUUUCUUGGGUGUUAUAGCCUCAUGAGACCUUUGUUCAUUGGGAAUGAUGUAUUUCAGUAAUUUUUGUUCCGACUUGUUAAAACAUUUUAGUGAGUGAUUUGUAGAUACCGUAAACUGGAGAUGCUCUGUCUCUUAUAUUAUUUGGCUCAUCAUAGUACAUGUAAUUACAGAGAAUUGAUAACAAUCUGAAAUCUCAAAUGUUGUCAUUAAAUUUGAGGGGUGAUGAUUGUUUAAAUUA